GACACACUUGCACACGAGAUGCUCCACUUGCUGAGAAAAGCAGAGCGAGAGGCAGCGCAAAGCGAAACACAAUGAUGGGAGCAUUUGCAUCCUAACACCAAGCUGUUCAGCAGCCUUCCCCUCUACACCAGACAAUGGAUUUAGGCAUCCUUCCACAGAAGCACAUGGAAAGAUGUAUGAGUUCUAUGCAAGCUGGGACCCAAAUGAUCAAACUGCGAGGUAGUUCCAAAGGUCUAGUUCGGUUUUACUACCUAGAUGAACACAAGUCUUGUAUACGGUGGAGACCAUCAAGGAAGAAUGAAAAGGCCAAAAUCUCGAUUGACUCCAUUCAGGAGGUGUGUGAAGGGAAACAGUCAGAUAUUUUCCAGAGAUAUGCUGAUGGAAGCUUCGACCCAAACUGCUGUUUCAGUAUCUACUAUGGUGAUCGCAUGGAGUCUCUUGAUCUGGUGUCCUCGAGUGGUGAAGAAGCGCGGACGUGGAUAACGGGUCUCAAGUACUUAAUGGCAGGGAUAAGUGAUGAAGACAGUCUUUCUAAACGUCAAAGGACUCGGGACCAAUGGUUGAAGCAAACAUUUGAUGAAGCAGACAAAAAUGGAGAUGGGAGUCUGAGUAUAAAUGAGGUCUUACAACUAAUGCACAAACUGAAUGUGAACCUUCCACGACAGAAAGUAAAGCAAAUGUUCAAGGAAGCAGAUACAGAUGACAACCAAGGAACCCUUGGCUUUGAUGAGUUCUGUGCAUUCUAUAAGAUGAUGUCCACAAGGAGGGAUCUGUACUUGCUGAUGUUAACGUACAGUAACCACAAGGACCAUCUGGACUCUAAUGACCUGAAGCGAUUCCUUGAAACUGAGCAAAAGAUGAUGAAUGUAACUAAAGAAUACUGCCUGGACAUAGUGGCUAAAUUCGAACCUUGCCCGGAAAACAAAAAGGAAUGCGUCCUGGGAAUUGAUGGUUUCACCAACUACAUGCGGAGCCCAGCAGGAGAUAUCUUCAAUCCGGAACAUUAUCAAGUCAAUCAAGACAUGACCUUGCCACUCAGCAACUACUUCAUUGCAUCCUCUCACAAUACCUACUUGAUGGGGGACCAGCUCAUGUCUCAGUCCCGUGUAGACAUGUAUGCAUGGGUUUUACAAGCCGGGUGUCGCUGUGUUGAAGUUGACUGCUGGGAUGGACCAGAUGGAGAGCCAAUUGUCCACCAUGGGUACACACUGACUUCCAAAAUCCUUUUUAAGGAUGUAAUUGAAACAAUUAACAAGUAUGCAUUCAUAAAAAAUGAAUAUCCUGUCAUCUUGUCAAUUGAAAACCACUGCAGUGUGGUGCAGCAGAAGAAAAUGGCUCAGUAUUUGAUUGAAAUCCUGGGAGACAAGUUAGAUCUGUCUUCUAUGAUGAAUGGAGAUCUGACAAAGCUUCCCUCUCCAGAAAACCUGAAAGGAAAGAUAUUGGUGAAGGGGAAGAAGCUGCCUUCCAGUAUUAGCGAUGAUGCAGAGGAAGGGGAGGUUUCAGAUGAAGACAGCGCAGAUGAAAUCGAUGAAGACUGUAAACUCAUAAAUGGCGAUUGGAAGGCUUCCACCAAUAGGAAGCAAGUGGAAAACAUAGCCAAGAAGAGACUUGACUCCUUGAUGAAGGAAUCCAAAAUCCGAGACUGUGAGGACCCUAAUAAUUUUACUGUCACCACACUGCCACCUACCGGGAAACACAGCCAAAAAGCAGAGUUAAAAAAGAAAUGUAACUCUGGACCUACUGUUGAAAGAUCUCUGAGUAAAAAUGAGGGAGAGCUUGAAUCUGGAGAAGAGCCCAGCCCCAACAAGCGUCAUAGCCGUUCCUUAAUGGGAAGUUUUUCUAAGCACAAGGUUAGGGUUACUUCUAUAUCUUCUAUGGGGUCUGUUCUAGAAGAAGGCGAUGAUAGUCUGGAACGGCAGGGAAGCUUGGCCAGAACAUCUGUACAUUACAGCAGAAUUACCAGGCAAAAGAAGACAAUGAAACUUUCCAGGGCACUGUCUGAUUUGGUGAAAUACACAAAGUCUGUUGGUAUCCACGAUGUGGAAUCAGAAAUCUCUUGCAGCUGGCAGGUUUCUUCAUUUAGCGAGACAAAAGCACAUCAGAUCCUUCAGCAGAAGCCAGCGCAGUUUGUUCGUUUCAACCAGCACCAGCUCUCUCGCAUCUACCCUUCAUCCUAUAGAGUGGAUUCCAGCAAUUACAACCCACAGCCCUUCUGGAAUUCCGGCUGCCAGCUAGUUGCUUUAAAUUACCAGUCGGAAGGAAGGAUGCUGCAGCUGAACCGAGCUAAGUUUAACAGUAAUGGGAGCUGUGGUUAUGUUCUGAAGCCAAAAUGCAUGUGUCAUGGUGCCUUUAAUCCAAAUUCAGAAGACCCCUUACCAGGCCAGUUAAAGAAGCAGCUUGUUCUCCGAAUAAUCAGUGGCCAACAACUUCCAAAACCGAAGGACUCCAUGUUGGGAGAUCGGGGAGAGAUCAUUGAUCCAUUUGUAGAAGUUGAAAUCAUUGGUUUACCUACAGACUGCUUUAAAGAACAAACGCGGGUUGUAGAUGACAAUGGUUUUAACCCAAUGUGGGAGGAAACAUUAGUGUUUACUAUACACAUGCCAGAGAUCUCUCUAAUACGUUUCUUGGUAUGGGAUCACGAUCCGAUUGGACGGGACUUUAUCGGAGAGAGAACAAUUUCAUUUACCAGCAUGAUGCCAGGUUAUCGACAUGUGUACUUAGAAGGUAUGGAAGAGGCAUCCAUCUUUGUUCAUGUAGCAAUUAAUGACAUCAGUGGUAAGGUCAAGCAGGCCGUGGGCUUAAAAGGACUGUUUCUGAGAAACCCAAAGCAAGCCUCUCUGGACAGUCAUGCUGCUGGGCAGCUUCAUCGGAAACAUUCCAUUAGUAGCCACAUAUUGAGAAGAACUGCCAGUGCUCCAACUAAAGGCCAGCAAAAACACAAAAAGGGCUUUCCAGAAAUUGCCAUUGAUUCCAAAGACAACAGUUCAGAAGGAGCUAGCGAAGAUAGAGAGACAGAUGAUUCCUCUAUACCCCGCUUUGAUAAAGAGGCUGAAAGUGCUUCUCCGAUUCUUCCAUCUAGGGACGGUACUCCCACGGAAAUGCACAGCAAGGGUUUGAAAGAUGCCAGACAAACUUCAUUGUGUAGGUCGGUCUCUUCUUUAUGCAGUCUUGAAACCAUUACAGAAGAACCCACCUUUGCCAAGGAAAUACCUUUUCCUGGUCAAAAAGUUAAGCAACCUGCUGCCUCAGUCAAAAAUGAUGGCAGUAAAGGGUGUGAUGAACCCACAGGAUCUCCAUCUGAAUGUCCUUACGCAUCUAGUACCUCCAAUAUCAAGUACACAACAAACAGAUUAAACACUGAACCUGCUGCAGGUAAAAUAUCGAAUGCAUCCAGUGAUCUGUCCACACAUUCAAAAAAUAAUACUGAAAGACUGUACAAGGAUAAGAAUGCAAACACACUCACCAUCAUUAAUGGAAAACAUGAAACCUCACUUACCAUUAAUUCUGCCAACAUGAAGCCAGGGAUGUCUUUAUUAGCUGAUGUUUCAAGAGACCAGGCCAAAUAUUGUCAAGUCAACGAAAACAAAGUAGAGCAAUCGUCACAUCAAAGCACCAGCACUACAGAGGCAAAUAAAAUGAGUAGGUUUCCUGAACAGCAGAUACUAAACAAUCCAAAAAAGCAUUUGUUACCUUCUACAGCUCAGAGACCACAAGUUGACCGUGUGGUUCAACAACCAUCCAUGGCCAGGGUUGGUCCACCUGUACCUAUGAGAAGAACAAAAAGUGAAGGUCAUGUUAUUUCAAACAGCUCAGCCUUGAAAUUGAAUUCUGUGUGCCAGUCUCCAGUAGCAGAGAUUUAUUCUGAUGCCACCAUGAAUGAUAAGAUUUGGAGCAAAUUAGAGUCUAACAGUCAUAGGGAUAGCAUGUCUUCGUCUUCCAGUAAAUCCUCUAAUGACACAGUGAUUGAUCUCUCUUUGCCCAAUUUAGCACAAAAAAGCUUGUUGGAUCUCGAUAUAUCUGAUGAUAACUUUGAAAGCAUUCGUGUAAUAAAUACCAUGCGACCGAGAUCAGCAACAACGUUAGCUCGAGAGGUUUCUUUAGGAGUAACUAAAAGCAAAUCAAUCCCAAAUUUAAUGUCCAACAACAGAGCAAUAGGUGAACUGUAUCCAAAACCUCUGGCCAGAAGUCCUGAGGAGGUACUGCCACCCCUACCGAGACGAAACACCUGGAAUAGACUAUAUAUGGAGAGUCUUAAACAGACAGCUAGCAAAUCUAACUCUAGUAACAAAACAUCCACCAGUCAGUCAAUGUCUAAAAGUCUUGGAGAUCUGACCUCAGAUGAUAUUACAUGCAACUUUGAAAGCAAGUAUAGGAGCAUUAGCAGAAGCUUUAUUACAAGAUCACAGAGAAUGCAAAGAAGACCAAAUGGUACAAAAGCUUCUAGCAAGUCCACAGAUUCGCUCACAGAGCAACUGAAGAAGCUAACUAGUUUUGAGAAAGAAAAUGAUAUUACAUCCCCUACUGAAUUUCAGCCGGUUCAGUACGAGGAUGAUGGUAUGAAUCUUCUUCGAAGAACAUCCUCUAGAAGUCAAAGCAGAGUACGGUACAUUGCCAACAGAGCAAAGCAGGCCCAAGAGCGGCAAAGACUUCAGAACCUAGUAAACAACAAUUCCAUAGAGGAAAGGGGGAAUCCAGAGGGCGCUUGUGCAAUAACCAAAGGGUUCUGUAUGGAUUCUUUUUCACCAUCCCAGUAUACAUCAGAAUCUUUGGACAAGUUUGGACCAUAACAUAGUGCUGUGACUAAAACCUACGUAGCUUUUAUAUUCAUGUAAACAAUGCAUAUGAUAAAGUUGUCCACGCAAGAAAUACCUCGCAAAGGAAAAAAUAUAUAUCUUUAGUUUUGGGACUCAGUUGGACUGCUGAAAUUAUAAAAGCACUUAAAGUACUGUAUAUAUUUUUUAAAUGAUCAGUUUACACUGGGUUUGCAAUAUCCCCCUCCCCAUUGUUUUUGGUCCUGUUCAUCAGUCUGCAAAGGACUGGAUUCUCUUUAAACACUCAUAUUGUUCAGAAGAGACCAUCUCUGAUCCCAUACAGUAUGAUCAACUUUUUCUGCACUGCUUUACCAAUGUGAAAUGUGCUAUUUUUAAAUCGCUGCUGUAUUUAGCACUUUUAAAGUACAAUUGUAUUUUUUUUUUUGCACUGCCAUAUACAGUUUUCCAAAUAUGGUAUGGUUUUAAAACAAAAUAACAUUUUAAAUCUCUUCCUAAUGUAUUAUUGCUGUAAAACAAAACCUUAUAUGUUUUUGUCUAAAAAUGUUCUUUUUUGCAAAAUUUCAUUUGUAAUAUUGUCCUGGAUGUGCAUUUUUAGAAAGUGGUUAUAAAAAAGGUGUUCAUUUGUUUUCCCAACCGGAAAAGUCAUUUUUUAAAGGUCUGAUUUUUUUUUUUUCCUUAAUUAUAUUCUUUGGUUUUACUAAUCUUCAUUACAGUAAACAUUUUAACAAAGUUUGUAAGCCACCAAAAUCUAUUAAAUAAAAUUAUUUA
This is a messenger RNA of Nanorana parkeri, 5540 nucleotides long. RefSeq names its product phospholipase C eta 2 (gene PLCH2). Gene Ontology annotation, biological process: phosphatidylinositol-mediated signaling; lipid metabolic process. The transcript is spliced from 24 exons. Gene Ontology annotation, molecular function: calcium ion binding; phosphatidylinositol-4,5-bisphosphate phospholipase C activity. Lineage: Eukaryota; Metazoa; Chordata; Amphibia; Anura; Dicroglossidae. The record is from RefSeq and is a predicted model, not a curated record. Bases 135 to 4787 code for a protein of 1550 amino acids.